Ilyonectria robusta is the source of this 162-nucleotide messenger RNA. RefSeq lists its product as uncharacterized. The transcript has a single exon. NCBI's taxonomy places the organism in Eukaryota, Fungi, Ascomycota, Sordariomycetes, Hypocreales, Nectriaceae. The annotation marks the transcript as partial. The record is from RefSeq and is a predicted model, not a curated record.
AUUCCAAACCCAAUUCCUAACCUACUAAUUCCCAGCAACCUAGCAUUAUUAGCUAAAGCUCUCUUUAACUUAGUUAAUGUAUUUACAAAAAAUAAUAGGUUUGGAAUUGUUCGACGGAAUGCUUAUUCCUAUAAGGGACGGCAGAUAAGAUUCUCUUUUUAG